Messenger RNA from Eurytemora carolleeae, 1018 nucleotides. RefSeq names its product proteasome subunit beta type-7 (gene Prosbeta2). The transcript has 11 exons. Bases 29 to 865 code for a protein of 278 amino acids. Gene Ontology annotation, molecular function: threonine-type endopeptidase activity. Gene Ontology annotation, cellular component: proteasome core complex. Lineage: Eukaryota; Metazoa; Arthropoda; Copepoda; Calanoida; Temoridae. The record is from RefSeq and is a predicted model, not a curated record.
GACCGACGACCGCUGUUUUCAGAUCAGAAUGCUCGACAACCAAAAAACCGGGUUCUCCUUUGAGAACUGCAAGAGGAAUGCUUAUCUUGCAGGAUCAGGGUUUAAACCCCCCAAGGUGACAAAGACUGGAACAACCAUCUGUGGAAUUGUCUUCAAGGAUGGGGUUAUUCUUGGCGCUGAUACAAGAGCAACCGGGGGAGAUAUUGUUGCAAACAAGAAUUGCGAGAAGCUGCAUUACAUGGCUGCUAAUAUCUACUGUGCUGGAGCUGGAACUGCUGCUGAUUGUGAUAAAACUACAGCUACCAUCUCAUCACAGCUGGAGCUUCUCAGGUUGAACACAGGGCGCCAGGUUCGUGUUGUUGCAGCACAACAACUUGUCAAGCAGAUGCUUUUCAGAUAUCAGGGUCAUAUCGGAACUUAUUUGAUUAUGGGUGGCGUGGAUAUUAAGGGACCUAGCCUCUACGAGAUUGCUGCCCACGGAUCAACUUCUAACGUACCGUUCUGUGCUAUGGGUUCAGGUACCCUGGCUGCUAUGUCUGUGCUUGAGUCAGGCUGGAAGAAGGAUAUGGAGGAGGAGGAUGCUAAGAAGUUGGUGAGGAAUGCCAUCGCUGCCGGUAUCUUCAACGAUAUGGGAUCUGGUAGCAACGUGGACCUUGUCGUUAUCAAGGCUAAUGAUAACGUGCAGUACCUAAGGGCAUACGACGAGGCUAACGUGAAGGGAACAAGAAGACAGAAGUACACAUUCAAGAAGGGAACAACCGAGAUUUUGACUGAAUCUGUUCGAAAUAUCACCCUAGCAGAUAAAACUACGUUCACUGUGACAAGCACUGAUGUGAGGCAAGUGGAGCAAAUGGAUUCUGCUUAAACUACAGUCCAUCAAUGUCAUUCUAAGAUGGACUCUAUUUCUUUUCUUCUACAUCAAGAGCAAAGCUAUGAUUAUAAAACUCCUCUCCAGUUUUCACCGUUUAUCGAAAUUCUUUUUUGUGUGAUGGAAAAUUCAAUAAAUUACAACAUUUUA